AUGCGGCCGCCGGCGCUGCCGCGGCUCCCGGUGGGGCCGCUGCUGCUGGUGCUGGUGCUGCUGGAAGCCGCCCGCUGCGGGGAGGCUGCGGCCCCGCGGGCCGCCGCCACCGCUUCCCCGCGCCCAACGGAGGCGGCCGGCGGGGCCGCCACGCGAAGCAGCAGCGGCAGGAGCCGCCUGGCCGAGGUGCCGGCGCCGCCCGAGCAGGGCCAGCCCAUGACCCAGCGCGCCCUGUCCGUGCUGGUGCUGGCCAGCGCCGCCCUCAUCGUCUACUUCGUGAUCCGGACCGUGCGGCUCAGAAGGCAAAAUAGAAAAACCCGAAGAUACGGAGUUUUGGAUACAAACAUAGAAAACAUGGAGCUGACCCCUUUAGAACAAGAUGAUGAUGAUGAUGAUACAACACUAUUUGAUGCCAGCCAUCCUCGAAGAGAAGUACGUGCCUUUCAAUGAAAGAACUUAAUCUUAGAACCAGAGAAGGAGACUGCUUCAUGAGAGAAAUAAGAAGCAAGAGGGUAUGCAAGUCGGGGGGAACUAAUUUAAUUUGUGUAUUUUGUGGCAUCCUUAAUAUCUUGCAAUAAGUAAUGUAUCAAUUUGUUGUAUCUUUUUGUAUAUAGAGAUUCUCAAUGUAUAGCCUAUGGGGAGAGAGUACUAAAUGCACUAAGAUAAAAUCCUAUUUGAAAAGGAGAUUACUUGUAAAACAGGGUAUUUUUUGCUUGUUACAAGUCUUGUAUGCCAUUAAGUGUGGUAUACACUUUUUUUCUACAGUAACCUGGAAUGUUAAUUUUUUCUUCUGAUAUUAAAUUGUAAGUAAAUAAAGUCACUGUGGACUUACCAGAAUUGUUAGAACAUGAUUUUAAUUGAGGAGGUGAUUUAUUGUUUACCAAUAAAAAGCUAAACCACUG
This is a messenger RNA of Lonchura striata (white-rumped munia), 902 nucleotides long. It is a transcript of the gene FAM174A, whose product is annotated as family with sequence similarity 174 member A. Lineage: Eukaryota; Metazoa; Chordata; Aves; Passeriformes; Estrildidae. The record is from RefSeq and is a predicted model, not a curated record.